This is a messenger RNA of Gossypium arboreum, 2877 nucleotides long. Its product is annotated as disease resistance protein At4g27190-like. Gene Ontology annotation, molecular function: protein binding; ATP hydrolysis activity; ADP binding. Lineage: Eukaryota; Viridiplantae; Streptophyta; Magnoliopsida; Malvales; Malvaceae. The transcript has a single exon. Bases 1 to 2877 code for a protein of 958 amino acids. The record is from RefSeq and is a predicted model, not a curated record.
AUGGAUCCCUUGGGUUCAGUCAUUGUUGAAACUGGUAGAUGUAUUUUCAGCUUUUUCUUUACAAGCAUUGCCACCCUUAUAAAACUCCAACAUAACACCGGACGGCUGCGGAAAGAGUUUGAGAAACUCGAGGAACGAAAGAAUGGGAUCGAAGAGGAUGUGAGAUUAGCUGAAACUGAAGGGAAAUGUGCUACUGAACAAGUCAAAGGAUGGCUCCUGAAGGUCGAAGAGAUCGAACAAGAAGUGCAGCCAAUGCUUGAAAAGGCUGAUAGGCUUGCUGUUCAAGGUUGUGGUCCUUGCUGCAACAUUCUUCCACGGUAUAGGCUCUGCAGACGUAUGGCCAAGAAGCAACUUGAGGUGCAGCAGCUGAUUAGUUCGUGCUGUUUCGAUAAUGUUGUUAUGGACAAGAAGUCUCCGGUACGAGCUGUCGAGAAACAACAAGGACCGUCUCUAGCCGGUCAGAGAGAGGCUGAGGAGAUGAUAGAAAAACUAAUGGAAUUGUUGAAAGGGGAUGAAAACAAGAGGAUAGCCGUGUGGGGAAUGGGCGGAGUGGGGAAGACUACGUUGGUCCGGAACCUGAACAAUGAGCUGGAGUCAUCUUCGUUGAUGGACUCAAUAGAUAUUGUCAUUUGGAUCACAGUGUCCAAGGACUUGGAUUUGAAAAAGGUUCAAUCUCAGAUAGCCAAGAGAUUGAACUUGGAAUUGGAUCCCAAUGAGGUCAUAGAAGAAAGGGCUAAGAUGCUGCUUAAAAGAUUGAUGAUGAAAAAGUUCCUUCUGAUUCUGGAUGAUGUUUGGGAGCAUAUUGAUUUGGACAUUGUGGGAGUUCCACAAACUGAUGAUCAAGCCAACCGUAAGAUUCUCUUGACAACUCGAUCGCUCGAUGUCUGCCGAGCAAUGAUGACAGAUGAAGAGAUCAAGUUAGAUGUUCUAAAACAAGAAGCUGCUUGGAAUUUGUUUGCUCAAAAUGCUGGUGAUGUGGUUGAAGUACCAAGCAUUAAUCCACUAGCAAGGGCGGUUGCAAAAGAAUGCGGUGGUUUGCCAUUAGCUCUCAAAACGGUUGGGAAGUCAAUGAGGAACAAAAGAAGGAUCGAGUUGUGGAAACACGCACUUCACCAUUUGCAGCAUUCAGACCCUCACAUCAAACACAUCGAGGACGAAGUCUAUCGUCGUUUAAAGUUGAGUUACGACUCAUUGCCAAGUAAGAUCCUGCAGUCAUGCUUUCUGUUUUGUUCUUUAUAUCCAGAAAACUAUUCAAUCAGAACAGAUGAAUUGAUUCAAUGCUGGAUAGCUGAUAGAUUAAUCAAUGAACACCAGCCUUUGGAAGAUUGUUUCAAUGAUGGGAUAGCAUUGAUUGAAACUCUAAAGGACUCUUGCUUAUUAGAACAGGGUGAUUGUGCUGGAACUGUGAAAUUACAUGAUGUGGUCAGGGAUGUAGCCAUAUGGAUAUCAACAAAACAAGGCUCAGAGGAACCUUGUGCAAGUAUUUUGUUUACCAACAUCACAAAGCCACCGAAGCAAUUCUCGGGUUUCUCCGAGCUAACCGUGAUACUCCUUGUGGGUAAUCCUAUUAACAAAAUCCAUGACAAUCUCUUUGCAGGACUUAGAAAGGUAAGAGUCCUUAAUUUGAGCCAGUCUCAUAUAGUUACCCUGCCACCUUCUCUUAGUCAGCUCCAAAAGCUUCGAGCUCUUCUACUAAGAGACUGUUGUUAUCUAGAGAAACUCCCUUCACUUGGAGCUCUUCGUAAACUCCUGGUGAUGGAUCUCUCAGGAACUCGAUUGAGAGAACUACCGAACGGGACGAGCAAGCUAAAGAAGCUACAAGAACUACAUUUGUCCCGAACACACCAUCUAGAAACCAUUGAAGCUGGAACGAUUUCAGGGUUGCAAAGCCUGGAAUUAUUAGACAUGUCAUUCAGUGCAUACAAGUGGGAUACCAGAUGUAAUGUAGAUUAUGGUAAGGCUUCAUUCAAUGAAAUACUCACUCUGGAUCGGCUUUCAAUAGUUAAACUAAGACUAGAGAAGGUUGAUUCUGUUACCCUGGAUUCUGCUUGGUUGAUGAAACUGAGAGAGUUCAACAUUCAAAUUAGCCCCGGCAGUUGUGAUUCAAACCAUCUAGCCACUCAACAUGAUGAAAAAAGAGCCAUUCUCAGAGGCGUUGACCUCAUGGGAAUCAAAGGACUCAAUGGUUUGUUAGACACUGCAAGUGCUUUGGAUCUGGUUAUAUGUGGAGGCAUAAGUGCCUUAUCUGAACUCUCAAUCAGCCAUAGAUUGUCAAGCCUGCAAAGCGUAAAAUCACUUUCUAUCUCAAAGUGUGAUUGCAUCACUAGUUUGAUAAGUGGAGACAACAUUUCAGGGACCAUCUUACCAAACUUGGAGCAUUUAAGCCUCAAUCGAUUAGAAAACUUGGGUGCAAUUCUAGGUGGCAUGGUUCCAAGAAAAGGAUGCCUCAAAUGGUUAAAAACCAUUGAAGUGGUGGACUGUAAGAAGCUGAGGGCCCUCAUAUCCUUCGCAUUACUUCAACAAGUCAAAAACCUUGAACAAAUCAAGGUAAAAAACUGUAGCAAAAUGAAAUAUAUCAUUGGAGGAGAAGUGUCAGCAGAAAUGAUCCCAAAACUAAGGGUCAUAGAAUUGAGUGAUUUGCCUAUGUUAAAGACCAUUUGUUCAAGACUACCUGCUUGGCCUGCAUUGGAGAUGAUUGAAGUCAGAAACUGUCCCAUGCUAACAAAGCUUCCUUUUGCAACAAGCAAUGGAGUAGCAGCCACUCUUAAAGAAAUAAGAGGGGAGUUGCAAUGGUGGAAUCGCCUUAUUUACAGCAAUGAUGAGAUAAAAUCCAGACUUCAGCAACGAUUUCAACCACUGAAACCCCUACAAUGCUGA